Messenger RNA from Aspergillus tanneri, 2166 nucleotides. RefSeq names its product putative MFS transporter. Bases 1 to 2166 code for a protein of 721 amino acids. Gene Ontology annotation, biological process: transmembrane transport. The transcript is spliced from 3 exons. Lineage: Eukaryota; Fungi; Ascomycota; Eurotiomycetes; Eurotiales; Aspergillaceae. The record is from RefSeq and is a predicted model, not a curated record. Gene Ontology annotation, molecular function: transmembrane transporter activity.
AUGACAACCGUCGCAGCGCCGGGCUCGUCGAGUUCUACCAACCCACCAGAGAAUGGUGCUAAGAAGCCGUCGCCAGGUAUUGGGUGGCGAAAAUGGUUUGGAGCCACCUCUGGUUCCCUACCGGAGGAUGUGGACCAGGAAAAUGAAAGUUAUCGCGCAAAAUCAACAUUGGGUAUUUUGAGUGACAGGGAGACUGAUGAAGUGCCUGGAACGGUGCUUCUGUUAUCUUCGAAUCGCAAUGAGCCCUUGGGCUUGAGACACCAGCCCCGGCGUGCGUCUGCGUCGUCGUUGCCCUCGCCGUACCCGACAUCGCGUUCUUCUUCUCUAGCCUCUGGUAAGUCUCAGAAGAAGACGGCUGAUGGGCAGAUCGUGUUGAAUCCUCAGCCCGAUGAUUCGGUAAACGAUCCUCUGAACUGGCCCAUGUGGCGUCGAGAUUCUGCCUUGGUUUCCUUGGGCUUCUAUUGCCUGAUGGGUGGAGGGAUGACACCAAUUCUGGCCGCUGGGUUCAAUGACGUUGCAGAGACCUACGGGGUGAGCACCCAGAAGGUGGCUUUCACCACGGGACUCUAUAUGCUGGGCCUUGGAGUAGGCUCUGUAAUCAUGUCUCCCACUGCUAUUCUUUUUGGAAAACGCCCGGUGUAUCUGCUAGGUGCUACUCUGUUUAUUAUCUCCGCAGUUUGGUGUGCACUAUCUCCAAACUACGCCAGCUUGGUUGUGGCUCGUGUCUUCCAAGGCAUCGCCGUGAGCCCCGUAGAGUGUCUCCCUUCGGCUACUAUUGCAGAAAUCUACUUUCUCCACGAGAGGGCCUACCGCGUGGGUAUCUAUACACUUCUUCUCCUAGGCGGCAAGAACCUGGUCCCGUUAGUCAGUGCUGCCAUCAUUGGCAGGAUGGGAUGGCGCUGGGUCUUUUGGAUUGUUGCCAUCAUCGUUGGAGCUUGUCUCGUUCUGAUCUUCUUCUUUCUGCCCGAGACCUUCUGGGAUCGCACCCCUCGCCCACGGCGUCCACGCAAACGCCCAAGCUUCUACCGGAACGUGUCAGAUAUGGUGGUUCAUGGUUUUCGGGGUAGACCGACUUAUGCUCGUCACUCAGAUGAGCCGCAUCCGGAGCAUAUCGCCCCUAUAGAGUCACCGAAAAGGCCGAAAAAGGGCCAUGUGGGAUUUCUGGAACCCGACGAGGCCCCGGAUAUCCACAACGAAAAGGACGAACUGCAGGAGGAUCGUGAACACACCUCUGUAACUCCAAACCCUCUCUUCACACCUGCACCGGACUUGACCCUGGGAAAGGAAGAGCCCGGUGGUGAUGUGGAAAGGGGCCGACACCCGGCAGUCUCCCCGGCUCGCAGUGACUCGGUUGAUUCAAGCGUGCCAGUGAGUUUGUCUGUACAUUACACGAAUCAACUUCGAGAGAAGCCCCAGAUGUCGUUUUCGCACUACCUGCGACCCUGGAAUGGUCGGAUUUCCCAUGAUAAUUGGUUUCGGGUUGCGGUACGCCCUUUCAUCCUGUUCGCCUAUCCCGCUGUUUUGUGGUCUACUGUGGUCUACGCGCUGUCUGUGGGAUGGCUUAUUGUCGUGUCGGAAUCGGUGGCGCAUAUGUAUCAGGGCUCAGAGAAUUACAACUUCACCCCGCUGCAGACCGGACUGGUGUACAUUUCGCCCUUCGUUGGGGGCCUCCUCGGCACUGCCGUGGCCGGACGGGUAUCGGAUAUCAUCGUCCGGUUUAUGACGCGGCGGAAUGGUGGUGUGUACGAGCCUGAGUUCCGACUGGUCAUGGCGAUCCCCAUUGCGUUGUCCACCACGAUCGGACUGAUGGCGUUCGGAUGGACUGCCGAAGUGAAGGACUCCUGGAUUGUCCCGACCGUAUUUUUUGGACUGAUCUCGUUCGGCUGCUGUCUGGGCAGCACCACGUCGAUUACAUUCUGCGUCGAUAGCUACCGCCAAUAUGCGGGGGAGGCGCUGGUGACAUUGAACUGGAGCAAGAAUGUGUUCCACGGGUUGGUCUUCUCGCUGUUUAUUGUCGACUGGCUGGACUCGGAUGGGUCGCGCACGGUGUUUCUGGCCCUGGGAGGCAUUCAGCUGGGGUGCCUGUUGUUCUCCAUCCCCAUGUACAUAUACGGCAAGCGGGCUCGGAUGUGGACGGUUCGAGGACGGUUGAUGGAACGGUUUUAG